AUGGCUACCAGUACCAUAACGCAGAUCAGGCACCAUGUUGGCCACUCGCACCAUCACCAUCAUCACGAUAAUACAUAUCUCCUGUCACAGAAUAAGAACGAUGCUGGCGUAAAAAUCACAAGAAUUGGCCUGUAUGUCAACUUUGGCAUGGCCAUCGGGAAGGGGGUAGGGGGUUAUUUCUUCAACAGCCAAGGUACCCUGACGGAUCUUAUCAGCGACUUCAUGACGCUGGCAACCAUCUCCUGGUCGCUGAAACCACCAUCGACUCGCUUUCCGGGCGGAUAUGGCAAGUUCGAGAGCUUAGGUUCUCUUGGUGUCAGUGGACUACUCGUAGGAGGAGGAUUGAUGAUGGGAUGGGCCGCACUGGCUGCAAUCUGCCAACAAUUCUUCCCAGACUUUGCCGACUUGGCAUCGAAUCUGGGAAUCAUGGGACACGGACACUCUCACCAUCACGGAGUGGAAGAAUUGGGGCCCAAUAUAAACGCAAUAUGGCUAGCGGCAGGCUCCAUCGUGAUCAAAGAAUGGCUGUAUCGAGCAACUCUCAAAGUCGCCAACGAGCGCAAAUCCUCUGUCCUUGCCUCCAACGCAUACCACCAUCGUGUAGACUCACUCACAGCAUUCGUGGCCCUUCUCAUGAUUGGGGGUUCGAAUUUUCUCACAAACGCCUCCUGGCUAGACCCUGUCGGCGGCCUUGUAAUCUCUCUCAUGGUUGUACAGGCAGGUUACGGAAAUACCAAAGCCGCACUUCUUGAACUUGCAGAUGUCGGCGUAGAGGAGGAGAUGGUAAACAACGUACGGGGGCGGGCAACUCAGGCACUCGAGAGCAUCGGAGAAUCAUCGGUUGGUGUACGGAACGUCGAGGGUGUCAAGUCGGGCCAGAACUACCUGAUGGACAUUGAAUUAGCUGUGCCAGAGAGCUGGACCAUCACCAAGACUCGUGAAGUCGAGACAAUAGUGCGGGAAAGGAUUGGCGAGAAGAUCAAGGGUGUUAAGAGACUACGUGUCCGAUUCGUUGCAGAUAAUACCGAUCCAAACGUAUUCGACGAGUUCAUCAACUUCGAUCCGCGAUCGCGUGAGCUACAAGCGGAUCACGACCACGAUCACGACCACGACCACAAUCAUCCACACAGCAAUGGUGCACCCCAAUCUAUCAGCAAGAGGCAAUAA
Pseudovirgaria hyperparasitica is the source of this 1167-nucleotide messenger RNA. RefSeq lists its product as uncharacterized. The record is from RefSeq and is a predicted model, not a curated record. The transcript has 3 exons. Bases 1 to 1167 code for a protein of 388 amino acids. Gene Ontology annotation, molecular function: monoatomic cation transmembrane transporter activity. Gene Ontology annotation, biological process: monoatomic cation transport; transmembrane transport. Lineage: Eukaryota; Fungi; Ascomycota; Dothideomycetes; Acrospermales; Acrospermaceae. Gene Ontology annotation, cellular component: membrane.